AUGACCAUGGGCGACCAGAUGCAGACGAUGGUGGAGAGCGACGUAGUGGUCGGCACGCACGGCGCCGGGAUGGUCAACGUCAUGUGGACUCGACCUGAGACUCUCGUUGUCGAGAUCUUCCCUCGGUUUCGGCGGCGAUGGGGGUAUCGGAAUUUGUGCCAGUAUCUCGGGUGCUCGUGGCACGAAUUUCGCGGCAGAGAGGAUGUGGCUGUCCGCACGACGGACCCGAACGACAUGGACAAGCGCCUGCGGUACGAAGAGUGGAAGCGGUUCUUCGACUCGCUCUUCCGUGACGCCAUCACAAGAUUGGAGAAGACGGUUGAAGCCAUGUAG
This is a messenger RNA of Phytophthora sojae, 333 nucleotides long. RefSeq lists its product as hypothetical. Gene Ontology annotation, molecular function: glycosyltransferase activity. The transcript has a single exon. The record is from RefSeq and is a predicted model, not a curated record. The coding region runs from base 1 to 333 and encodes 110 amino acids. Lineage: Eukaryota; Oomycota; Peronosporomycetes; Peronosporales; Peronosporaceae.